This is a messenger RNA of Puccinia graminis f. sp. tritici CRL 75-36-700-3, 1192 nucleotides long. RefSeq lists its product as uncharacterized. The record is from RefSeq and is a predicted model, not a curated record. The coding region runs from base 1 to 1080 and encodes 359 amino acids. NCBI's taxonomy places the organism in Eukaryota, Fungi, Basidiomycota, Pucciniomycetes, Pucciniales, Pucciniaceae. The transcript is spliced from 6 exons.
AUGAUCUCUCCCAAUCACAACCCUUCAAGCUCUGAAAGCGUACCAUCUGGCAAAAUCACAGAGGCUCAAUCAGCGGCGUUUCUGGAGCAAGAAAAGAAUGAGCAAACCGGUCCUCCCAUAGCAAUCAAGAGCCAACCUACAAUCACCCAAAAACAGCUUGAGGGCUCUCUGGAAUGGAAACAAAGACGACAGGCACUAGAACAAGAAUUUGAGACAAUACGAGAACAGCUGGAGAUGUUUAAGAAAAAGAUAGGGAACGUCCCAUGGAUCAAGGUGUACCGACACACUGAUUUGAGGACAGCGAUUCGAUACAUUAAAGAAGAGAGAACGUUGAUGAAAAACUUGCGGAAGCUGCAAGCAAUUCUUGAGCUCAUAGGACUUUGCAAACGAGAUCGCUUGUUCAAGCUUACUGACAAGAGAAUCGUUCUUGCGCCCCUUGAAAACGUUGGCCUAACGACACCGAAAACAUCCAUGAGAUCUGUAAGACAAUUAGCAUCAAAGGCCAUCUCGACGCGAAGGAAAUUAGUCAAGUCUUAUAAAGCCCAAGGAAAAAGUUCGACCAUCCCAGUUAGAAAUAUAAACGCACAACAAAAACCCUUGUCGAAGAAUUCUGGAACAGAUGUAUCUCUUAUGGGAAGUUAUCUUGAAGCAGGAAAACUGACCGGGAAUGCCCUCGAUGCAGUUAUGGAUAGGGUCACCUGGGGAUGGAUCGAAAGGCUCAACAAACUGGUACAUGACAUCAUGCCGAUUGAAACGGCGGUUGAGAUGAUUGAGAGCCAGACAAACAAUGGUCAUCUCGAAGGCUUUAAACCAUUCCUCCUACAACAAUUUGUGUUCAGAACAAUCAAGUUUAUUUACAAGAAUGGAAUGAUCCCUUCAAGCCAUCUCAAGGAUUUCUUGGCUUUCAAGGACACUGAAAGAUUAGCUUUAAUGAAUGUCUAUGAAAGUACCCAGACACUCCCUCCUAUAGUCAUUCAAUAUUUGGAGGCAGUCUUUGGCUUCGAUUAUCCAAUCUUUUUUCUUGAAUCAGUGAUUGAAAGCAACCAUGAAUUUUACAGGUAUCUUAGGCAACUUCCAUGAUUCUUAAUUAUUUUCCCCACAGUAAUAAUGUGUACAGUCAACUCCCCCUUGAGCCCACGACCUAGUAUCCCAUAACCCCCCUUAAACCAUAAAUUUUCCUUUGAAAUUGGUC